Messenger RNA from Symbiodinium natans, 1359 nucleotides. The record is from the annotation of a GenBank genome assembly. Lineage: Eukaryota; Dinophyceae; Suessiales; Symbiodiniaceae.
AUGCUGGCAUCGUUCAGACGGGCUGUGCUUGGUGGCACCCUGGGUGCGAACCCGAUUGGGACACAUCUUUCGCAGGGUUCCCUCUGCAGUUGGCACCACGGUCGGCGAUGGUUUGGUCGCGAGACUGGGGUGGUCGUGAAGUGGGACGGCGAGCGCGGCUUUGGCAAGGUGAAGCGCGAUGAUGGCACGGAGUUCUUCGUGCACAGCAGCUACUUGCAGCAGACGCCUAUGUCUGAAGGUCAGGCCGUGACCUUCGAGGUCCGGUGGAACGACAAGCACAAGCAGCACCACGCAAUUGACGUGGGCCUCCGUCAGUCGCCCGCCAGCACCCCCGCAGUUCAGCUGCCGGACUUCGGGAGCGUGGGGAACCUUCCUCAGCCGGAGCUGCUCCAGGUGGAGCCAAUGAGUCUCCCGCCCGACGCCUCGGACCGGCAGCACCUGGAAAUGCUAGUGUCGCAGACGGAGCAGCUACGGAAACAAGGCCACCAGAGCCAACAGCUCUUGGUGCAGAACCAGCAGCUUCUUGUCCAGGGCCUUUUCGCUUUGAUCCAGCAGCAGAGCAUCCAAAACGCCAACCUGGAGCGCGCGCUCCGGGCGCUGACGGAUCGCAUGGGUGCCCGUGAGCCGGCGCAGGCGGGUGGCAGCAAACAGCAAGCGGAGCUGCAGGACACGCUGCCGGGGGCGCAGCCUCGUGUUGACACACAGGUCGCUCAGGACGGGCCUGACGAAGAAGCAAAGGCCGACGCGGUCGAUGACGAGAUGCCGCCUGUGAAGGAGGCAACAGAGGUGCCAGAGACACAGCCGCUCCCAGAGGUGGUGGAGCCUGUAGAAGCGCAGGCGAGUGAGAAGGCAGAGGAGGCUGUUGGCAAGCAAGAGCCGGAGGCCGCUGCUUCGGGGGGUGACGUCGCGGAGAGGCCAGAGGAUGAUGCUCCCAAGGAGUCCGAACCGGCCAAGCCGCCAUCGAACGAGGCAGAGGCGCCGAAGUCCACUUCGAUUUCCCCGCCUCCUUUCUACAUCGCCGGCUCCUUCAACGACUGGAGCGCCGACUCUGAGCUGAUGGACGGUGGCAGUGCGGUGGUGACCAUCCGAUCGAGCGCCCCAAUGGGUAGCAGGAAGGGCAUGCAGAAGGAAGAGUUCCAGAUCCUGGAAGAUGGCAGCUGGGACCAGCGCCUCUUCCCUGCUGGUGGCAGCUCCGAAGCCGUGGUCGUGCUGAAGCCAGGGAGGUUCUCGCAGGCGGAGCGCAGCUCAGCCGAGAACCCUGGUCACGGCAGGAACUGGGCGGUGGAGGGCAAGCCUGGCGCCAGCUUUCGCAUCUUGUAUCAGCCUUCUAACGGGAGGGUAGCCUGCGAGCAUGCCUGA